Messenger RNA from Echinops telfairi (small Madagascar hedgehog), 2370 nucleotides. It is a transcript of the gene TCTN1, whose product is annotated as tectonic family member 1. The coding region runs from base 13 to 1776 and encodes 587 amino acids. The record is from RefSeq and is a predicted model, not a curated record. Gene Ontology annotation, biological process: protein localization to ciliary transition zone; cilium assembly. Gene Ontology annotation, cellular component: MKS complex. Lineage: Eukaryota; Metazoa; Chordata; Mammalia; Afrosoricida; Tenrecidae. The transcript is spliced from 14 exons.
GUCAGCUGGGCGAUGGGGCCGCGGGCCUUCCAGCCGCUUCUGCAGGUGUUCGUGCUCCUGGGCCGCUGGGCCCCGGUAAGCACGCAGACGGGGGCCACCCCUGUGGGAACGACGGAGGGCCUCAGCUCCACCGAGGCAGCCCCGGCCACGCUCGGAGUCUCCCUGUCGUCUCGGCCCCCUGCCACCCCUAGGGCGCCAGACCGCUCAUCCGGUCCCAGGCCCACCCCGAUCACCGACGUUGCUGCUCUGUGUGUGUGUGACUUGUCCCCAGCACAGUGUGAUGUCAACUGCUGCUGUGAUCCUGAUUGCAGCCCCACGGAUUUCAGUGUCUUCUCUGCUUGCUCAGUUCCAGUUGUCACGGGUGAUAGCCAGUUUUGCAGUCAGAAAGCAGCCACCUACUCCAUGAAUCUUACAGCCAGUCCACCCCAAAGGAUAUUUAAAAUUGUUACAAGGAUCAACCCAUCGAUUUUCUGUAUUCAUAUUACAAAUAAUAAACCAGCAUUAUCUUUUGUUACUCCUGAAGUGCCGGAUGAAAACAAUUUUGAUGAACUCGUGAAAACAUCUCGUGGUUUCCCUUCAUUAGCUUCUUCUGCGACCCAAGGGGAUGCUUCAAACACUUUGGCCAAGUAUGAGUAUGGCGUGCCUCUGCAGACUCCGGAUUCCUUCCUGAGAUUUCCCUCUCCCCUUACAUCCUCUCUGUGCAUCGACGAGAACCCUGCAGCGUUUCUGGUGAACCAAGCUGUGAAGUGCACCAGAGAGAUAGAUUUGGAACGGUGUGAAGAAAUCGAAGCCCUGAGCAUGGCUUCUUACAGCAGCCCUGAAAUUCUGAGGGUGCCAAAUUCAAGAACAAAGGUUCCUGUCACGGUUCAGUCCAUCGUGGUCAAAUCUCUAAACCACACGGUCAGCUGGCUGAAAGACACUCACCUUGCUUUGCAACCUGCUUUUGUCAGUGCUGGGAAUUUUAACAUCUGCACCAAUGCCGUUCUUCAGGUCAAAUACAGCCUGACAUACACCAAUGCUGGUGAAGUAACAGAAGCUGGACUCUCUCUUGUUCUGGGAACAGUUAGCAGUGGAGCUGUUCCGAUCCAGCAAAUGUUUGAAAUUCAUUUUAUCCAGCAAAACACAAGGCCAGUUCCUCUCAGUGGAAACCCUGGUUAUGUUGUGGGGCUCCCGUUAGUGGCCGGCUUUCAACCUCAGAAGGGGUCUGGGAUUAUUCAGACAACAAAUAGAUAUGGACAAUUUACCAUUCUUCACAGCACAACUGAGCAAGACUGCUUAGCACUAGAGGGGAUCCGAACACCAGUGCUAUUUGGUUAUGAUAUGCAAUCCGGCUGUCAGCUGCGGGUGGCCAGUGCUGUCCCAUGUCAACUCACAGCGCAGAAGGUGAAGAGCCUGCUCAAAGGCCAGGGCUUCCCCGAUUAUGUAGCUCCUUUUGGUAAUUCCCAGGUCCAGGAUGUGCUGGACUGGGUGCCCGUCCACGUCCUCAGCCAUUCAUUCAGCAUGAAGGAUUCUUGCCAGGUUCCGGUGGCAUUGGUGAUAGAAGUGAAGUGGACUAAAUAUGGGUCCUUGGUGAACCCACAGGCUAAAAUCGUCAAUGUGACAGCAAACCUCUUUUUCUCCUCGUUUCCUGAGGCCGACACGGGAAGUGAAAAGAUUCUACUCAUCUCCACUGGGGUCACGUUUGUGGACGUGUCUGCACCUGCAGAGGCGGGCUUCCGAGCACGGCCAACCAUCAAUGCCAGGCUGCCCUUCAACUUCUUCUUCCCAUUUGUGUGACGUGCGUCGCUCAACAAGGAUGCUGCAUGGUGUGGCCGUGAGGACGUUUCCCUGAGUAUGGCAGGCACAUGGACAGAAGGCCCUUACGGCUGCCCAGCCACUACCGCCCCCUCUACUCUGCGCUCCUGACAUUGGGGGUUGGAGGGAUUUUAGUCAGCUUGGUUGGAGUGGAGACUGGGGAAGACGCCUGGUCUUGACCAUCAGCAGCCUUGUCAUUGAAAGUGGACAUGGAAUAGCCUCGGGGAGGCAGCAAGGAGAGCAGAGCACCAGGUAGCGCAGGGUUCUGGGUGUGUCCUCCCACCACCCAAGUGUGCCUUCUUUUAGCAAUAUGAGUGGUCUUCUUGCCUUUCUGGGCCCCCUUAAUAUAACUACCAGAAUAGCAGGCUAUCAUCUAACAUGGAACAAGCGGAGCACAAAGCCUCAUGGAGGGGGAUCUCCCCCACCCCUGUAUAUCAUGGUAAUUAUACAGCGCAGCAGCCUGGCUCUAAUUGCCAUGGCUGAGCCUGGCUUGGGAUCUCCUGGUGGCGGGUGUGAUGUGAAGAGCAGCUCAAGGGGUGGGAGCUGGGAAGAAUCGCGGAGGAGGACCCUGCGGGG